AUGCUAGAGAGAGCUGAUCAAGAACCAGGGACCCAUGAUAUCACACUUGACAAAGACUUUUAUGAUGCGCUAGAUAAAGGCGGAGGUGUCCGGCAAAAGCUACCACAGGAUCCUGACAAAUGUCUCGACUUGGUCAGGAGCUACCAUCCGAACAUAGUGUAUCUAUGUCACAACGCAAGGACUGUUCAUCUCCAAUCACCAUCAGGACCACGGACAAUCUUCAAGGUCUUCGGCAGUCCUUAUGUGCCCAGGCGUGACGAAUGGGCAUUCGGAUACACACGCCACGAUGAUGCUGCUGAACAUCUCUGGUCAGAUAUUCCGUUGGAUACGGACAUAUUGCUGACUCACACUCCGGCCUUCAAUCACCGCAACGCCAGCACUGAAUGGCAAGCGGCGGGCUGUGAGGUGCUCAGAAGGGCUUUGUGGCAAGUCAGACCUCGCCUAGCGGUCUGUGGUCGUAUUCAUGAGGCCAGAGGGAUUGAGAAGGUGCAUUGGGAACUCGGGCAGACCUAUCCGCCAUUCUGGGAAAGAUGGACAACGCAAAUCAAUGUUCCUAGUUCUUGGGGAAAAGGAAGAUGGAUGACAUUGGACAUGACCUGCAUGGGUGACAAUCCCCUGCUCAACGACGGAGCCAGUUUCGAUCCACGACUCGAUGGUGGAGUCCCUGGACAGCAGCCACAUGGAAACAAUGUUUCCUUUUCUCCAGGAAGGGAACAGAGCGACACGGCAUUAUUACGCAUUCUCGAAGACAAUGAUGGUGAUCCGCCAAGCGAAGUGCUGACAAUGAUGUCGGGCUCAAGCGAUAUGACAGCUCAAACGGGAGUCCCCCAGUGGAAUACGGCAGAAGUCACCUACCGACAUGAAGCAGCCUUACCGCCUCAACCUAUGCGUCCAAUACUCGGUGAUCGCAACCAGGCAGCUCUACAAGUUCGACUCGGCAGACAGGAAACUCUGAUCGUGAAUGCAAGUAUCAAGACCAAGGGGAUUACCAAAAGAGUCUACAACAAGCCGAUUGUUGUGGAUAUUGAGCUACCGGUCGGAUAC
Molecule: messenger RNA, 1044 nt
Organism: Aureobasidium uvarum
Lineage: Eukaryota; Fungi; Ascomycota; Dothideomycetes; Dothideales; Saccotheciaceae
Source: the annotation of a GenBank genome assembly